AUGGCCAAGGAAGCAAUUGUGCAGGAUCACGGGGAUAGGCUUGUCCAGCCUGCGAACCCUGGACAGGACGUCCGGAGUGUGCUUGACGAUCCAGGCAGUGCCACCACCUUUCUGGCCAAAGGUAUGCUCCUCGUUUACUCGUUUACGAAAGUCGGCUCCAUUCGCCUUGAACUUUCUCCAAUCGGUCCGUUUCUCGCGGCAAGGAUGGCACUAGCGCUGGUCAUGCUGGAUAUAGGUCUCUUGCUUGUGGUGAUCCCCGUCGCGACUGGGUUGAUCUCUCAGCCCCGUAUCCUGGCUGCCACUAAGCAAUGGUUGCAGUGA
This is a messenger RNA of Aspergillus pseudoviridinutans, 321 nucleotides long. RefSeq lists its product as uncharacterized. Bases 1 to 321 code for a protein of 106 amino acids. The record is from RefSeq and is a predicted model, not a curated record. NCBI's taxonomy places the organism in Eukaryota, Fungi, Ascomycota, Eurotiomycetes, Eurotiales, Aspergillaceae. The transcript has a single exon.